GUUGAGAGGAGUGGCAAAUAAUUUUACUAUUUGCCAAGAGUGGCAAGUAAAAACCUCUCCGGCCAAAAGAGUAUGUGAAUGUAUAUUAUACUCGCAUAGCAUAUUAGUGGGUUAAUACUAACAAUUCUUUGUGGCAGGUACAAUUAUCAGGGAUAUCAAUGAUCAUUACCUUUCAACUGCACAAAGGAUUCAAGUAAUUGUAUUUGGAAUAGAGUUAAAAUUUCUCUACUGUAUAGAAUUCUACAACCACAAUCGAAAGCAUUACUAUCUUGUGAUGUCAAUUAUAUUUAUGGUGGUGAUAUUCUUGCAAAUUGCCAAAGCACUGUUAGUGUUUGCAGUGUUGGGAAGAUGUGUAUUUGCACCACUAACUAUAUAUGCUUUCAUUUCUUACAAAUUGCACCAAAUGAUGAUAUCCGUCGAUAUUGUGGAGAAAUUUUUGAGGAACCAACAAACUCUUGUACCAACUCGGUAUUCCUACACCGACAUCAUUACUAUGACCAACAACUUUAAGGAGAAACUAGGCCAAGGAGGAUUUGGUUCUGUCUUUAAAGGCCGACUUCUUUGGGACAGACUUGUUGCUAUCAAGAUCUUGACAAAUUCUAAGUACAAUGCCGGUGAAGAUUUCAUCAAUGAAGUUUCGACCAUUGGUAGGAUUCACCAUAUAAAUGUCGUAAAACUGAUUGGUUUUUGCUCAGAUGGCAUGCAGAGAGCUUUGGUGUAUGAGUACAUGCCUAAUGGUUCCCUUGAUAAGUUUAUCUUCUCAUCCAACAGUGGUCCCAACCACAAAUUCUCCCUAGACAAAUUAAUUGAUAUCGCAUUGGGAAUUGCUCGGGGACUUGAUUAUCUACACAAAGGUUGCGAUAUGCAAAUUUUACAUUUCGACAUCAAACCCCAUAACAUUCUUUUAGACCAUAACUUUAAUCCAAAAGUUUCUGAUUUUGGCCUCGCAAAACACUAUCCAAAGAACUAUAGCUUGGUAUCACUCAGUGUUGCAAGAGGAACUAUAGGAUAUAUUGCUCCAGAGUUAAUAUCGAGAAGUUUUGGUGUUAUCUCUCACAAGUGUGAUGUUUAUAGUUUUGGUAUGCUACUCUUAGAAAUGGCCGGUGGGAGAAGGAAUUCAGAUCUAAGAGCAGAGAAUACAAGCCAAGUUUACUAUCCUUCAUGGAUUUAUGAUAAACUUAUUGAAGAUAAAAUUGAGCAUGAUGUGGUAGAAAUGGAUACCGUCAUUGUAAUUGAUGAAAGAGAGAAGAAAUUAUGCAUGAUAGGCUUGUGGUGCAUACAGAUAAGGCCAUCAGAUCGGCCUUCCAUGCGCAAAGUGAUAGAGAUGUUAGAAGGUGACGUUAGUAGCUUGCAGAUGCCACACAAGCCAUUCUUUUCAGAAUCGACUCAAAUACCAUCACAUGUGUCAAACUUGAACACUGAUGAUGGAGAAUUGACUAUCAUUUCUGAAGAUGUUGAUGAGUUAAAUUAAGGAGUGUUUUUUUUCUUGGUAUUGUGUGAUUUUAAUGUUAUAUGAUUCUAUAAAAACAUGUAAUUGGAAACGAUAACAUAUCUAUUGGCUUGUUUAUGUCAACUAAUA
Dioscorea cayenensis subsp. rotundata (Guinea yam) is the source of this 1579-nucleotide messenger RNA. RefSeq names its product rust resistance kinase Lr10-like. NCBI's taxonomy places the organism in Eukaryota, Viridiplantae, Streptophyta, Magnoliopsida, Dioscoreales, Dioscoreaceae. The transcript has 2 exons. Bases 275 to 1471 code for a protein of 398 amino acids. Gene Ontology annotation, biological process: protein phosphorylation. The record is from RefSeq and is a predicted model, not a curated record. Gene Ontology annotation, molecular function: ATP binding; protein kinase activity.